This is a messenger RNA of Xenopus laevis (African clawed frog), 3254 nucleotides long. RefSeq names its product serine/threonine-protein kinase greatwall (gene mastl.S). The record is from RefSeq and is a predicted model, not a curated record. Lineage: Eukaryota; Metazoa; Chordata; Amphibia; Anura; Pipidae. Bases 137 to 2797 code for a protein of 886 amino acids. Gene Ontology annotation, molecular function: ATP binding; transferase activity; protein kinase activity. Gene Ontology annotation, biological process: intracellular signal transduction. The transcript has 12 exons. Gene Ontology annotation, cellular component: nucleus; centrosome.
CCACUUUGCGAAUGAUCUGAUUGGCGGACGGCUGUGGGGGGUGUUAGGGAGAGGCGUGACUCAGGUUUAAACUAAACAAGCGCCGAACUCUCGUAUUAGAAGUGGCGGCUGAGGGAAUCGGGUUGUUUCUUCCGCGAUGGGGGCGAUCGUGGCAGAGACGAGUCAGAAUGGAGACACUUCCCUAUGUCCUGAGAAGAAGUUUACGGUACCGCGGCCUCCUUCCAUAGAGGAAUUCGGCAUCGUGAAACCCAUCAGCCGCGGCGCUUUCGGGAAGGUGUAUCUGGCACGCAGGAAAAACAACAGCAAGCUCUUCGCUGUCAAGGUUGUCAAAAAAGCUGACAUGAUAAACAAGAACAUGGUUCAACAGGUCCAGGCGGAGAGGGAUGCGCUUGCUCUGAGCAAAAGUCCUUUUAUUGUCCAUUUAUAUUAUUCACUUCAGUCUGCCAACAACAUAUACUUGGCUAUGGAGUAUCUCAUUGGUGGGGAUGUGAAAUCUCUUCUGCACAUUUAUGGAUACUUUGAUGAAGAGAUGUCCAUUAAAUAUAUUUCUGAAGUUGCACUGGCUCUUGAUUACCUGCACAGACAUGGAAUAAUUCAUAGAGACCUUAAGCCAGAUAACAUGUUGAUCUCCAAUGAAGGGCACAUCAAACUAACAGAUUUUGGCCUCUCUAAGGUGACCCUAAAGCGAGAACUUAGUAUGAUGGAUAUCUUAACCACACCAUCUAUGGCCAAGCCUAAGCGGGACUAUUCACGUACCCCAGGACAAGUGCUUUCUCUUAUAAGCUCUUUGGGUUUUAACACACCAGCUGGGGGAAGAACGCAAGGAUCGUUAACUCAGCAAACUGAAGGAAUGCGUGGAAAUGCUUCUACUCCCCUUCUGAUGAAAAAGAGAGAAAGUUCGGUGAAAGGCAGUAAGCUGAUGAUUUCAUGCCCUGAAGCCAGCUUGUCCAGUCCUAGCAUGCCGGUAAAAUGUCUGACACCCAACCUUCUCAAGUGCAGGACCCGGUUUCCUACAUCCAGUACAAGCAGCCAGUCACGUAUCUGUUUAUCCAGCUUGGAGUCAGAGUGUGACAUGAGUCCCAGAUGGGAAAACUGCAGCCAGGAUGCAGAAGUACCUCCAUACUUGAACUCCAGCCGGGUAAAGGAUUGCUCAUUGGAACAGGCAAUGAGCAAAAAACCUAUGGGCAGCUCUGCCUCCCACAAUUUAAAGCAUUUGGAAUUUGCUUUCUCUCCAAUUGUUGAUCGCAGAACUGAAAAGAAGGCAAGCUUCCAGGAUGAGACUGGGGAACUAAGAGACACUCCACUUGCCACUCUCAAUGCAAAAGGCGUCAUUAGGAAAUGCCUCUAUGAAAAUAAGGAACAAGAGAAACCUGAAGAUUGUGCCAAGUCUGGUCAGGGAGAAGUGGGGAAAUUGACAAGCUCUCCUGAUUCUCCCCCUUGGUUAGCUAAUGGCUCUCUAGCACCCAUACAAUUUAAUGAUGAGGAGACAACUGAAAAGAUGGGGGUUAAACGGAAUCAUGACUUGGUGGAAAAGAGCCCAGAGCAGGAACUGCUUCAGGAUAAAAAGACUAAUACAGUCUAUAAACGUGGCUGUGCAAUAACCAGUUAUCCAGUUUCCCAAAGCACAGGCUUAACCAUGGAAAUUAAUUCACUCUUCCUUUCUGAACUCCGAAGCAGCACCAACAAUUACACCAGUGACAGAAAGUCCGAGGACGACUACAUAUCCACACCUCGCACCCCGAAAAAGUUAGAAUCUGCAAACCCAGUAGCCAAGAAUUUGCUUUGUGAGCUGGAUGAUAAUUGUGAACGGGAUGGAGAGCUUAGUUCAAACUCGGAGGGAAAAGAGAGCCUGAAUCAGGAUUCGGAUUCUUCUUCCACUGGCAUGUCCGUAACCGAAAACCAGAUAGAAAGGGAGCUUUGCCAUGUGGAUAAGAGCAUUAAAGAACUUUCCUUUGAAGAGUCGGCGAGUGAAAGCAAUGAGGAAACCACACCAGAGAACAAAGGCAUUGCAUUCAUGGCUGAAAAUAAGAAAAUGCAGUCCAAACACCAACCAAAUACAAGCAGUUUGCCGGACUCUUUACAACAUGUGUUGGCUUCUCCUGCUGUAGUUAAUGCAAUGACCAACCAUAGGAGAAAACCCAUAGUAGUUUUCAGGAGUUACAACAGCACCAUCAAUGCCUCCAACAUGUCAGAACCGUCCAAAAUUAGUAUGAACUCUGCAGACAAAAUCCACUUUUCUUUGGGGUGCACUGGCUCCUUCCCCAUGGCUGUUACUCCAGUACAAAAGAAAGUCCAGGGCCUUACAGAGACACCAUAUAGGACACCAAAGUCUGUAAGGAGAGGGGGCGUACAGGCUGAAAAUGAGAGGAUCCUUGGAACCCCAGAUUACUUGGCUCCUGAGCUGCUUCUAGGAAAGUCCCAUGGUCCUGCGGUUGACUGGUGGGCUCUCGGGGUUUGCCUUUUUGAAUUCCUGACUGGUAUCCCCCCAUUCAAUGAUGAAACUCCUUCGCAAGUCUUCCAGAAUAUAUUAAACAGAGACAUUCCUUGGCCUGAAGAAGAGGAGACCCUCUCUGUAAAUGCCCAGAGUACAAUAGAAAUUCUCCUGGCCAUUGAUCACACCAAGAGAGCUGGGCUGAAAGAAUUAAAGGCUCACCCUCUCUUUCAUGGCAUUGAAUGGGACGACUUGCAGAACCAGCCUAUGCCCUUCGUUCCACAGCCCGACGACGAGACAGACACGACCUACUUUGAAGCCAGAAACAACGCUCAGCACCUUAAGGUCUCUGGAUUCAGUCUAUAGAACAUGACAUAGUAACAAUCUCUGCCCUUUUAUAAGCUACCCACCCGCCCUGCAGGCAGAACCCUUCCCCCAACAAAUCUCACCUGCUUCACAUUUUAUUGUAAUUAUCAGAUAAAUAUUUUAAUGAUCUAGUGAAGCCGGGAGCAAUGUUUUGUGUAAAUAAGCAUAGUAUUUACUAUUUAAAUUGGACCUGGUGUCCUACCCUUAAGCACCUUAUAGUCACAAACUGUUAUGUUUGUAAAUUGCUCUGUAAAAUAAAGUAAUCUGAUGAGACGUUACUUUGAGUCAGAUGAAUAGUUGGAAUAAGGGACUAGUGCAUGAACUACAUGGGUUAUGCCUGUAUAUGCCACAUCCCUUCCCAUGGCUUUUUUGCACGAAGAGAUGUGAUUGUAUUUCUAUAGACAUGUCUUGGCCUGAAUAAUAAGCAAAUUAAAGGGGUGGUUCACCUUUAUUUUAA